This is a messenger RNA of Pundamilia nyererei, 2332 nucleotides long. It is a transcript of the gene mfsd11, whose product is annotated as major facilitator superfamily domain containing 11. NCBI's taxonomy places the organism in Eukaryota, Metazoa, Chordata, Actinopteri, Cichliformes, Cichlidae. The record is from RefSeq and is a predicted model, not a curated record. The transcript has 14 exons. Bases 377 to 1741 code for a protein of 454 amino acids.
GGGUUGCGUGAGUUUCUUUCUGCGCAUGUGCAAGUUUUUAGCCGUUUCCUUGUAGCAGCGCCUGUUAGCCUGUCAGCUGAUUUCACUCACAUGACUCUCGUUUUAGUUUCAGGUCAGUCCUGUUUAUCGGUGCUGUGAAAGGGCUCCGGGAACCAGCUUUCCACGGCGGAAACAUGGUGUUAAAGUUGGUUUAGGAUCCGAACGGUGGUAAUAAAUGGCUGCGGGGGUUCCCACGAAGAGCUGACCGACUGAGUGAGGAGAAAAGCGGGCAGGUUAGCUCAGCAGCGUCGGUAGAUUUGAUGAGCUCUUCACACCAGCAGUAGAUUAUUAUUAUUUUUGGUUUUUACUUCCUCUGGGAGUUCAGAUAACCUCCAGAAUGAGUCCAGAAGGGAAGAAGCUUUUAAACAUCAUCAUCCUCGGCUUCGGCUUUAUGUUCAUGUUCACAGCCUUUCAGACAUGUGGCAAUAUAGAGCAAACAGUGAUCAAGAGCUUCAACAGCACAGAGUUCCACGGGAGCGGAUACACGAGCAUGGCCAUCAUCUAUGGCGUUUUCUCUGCAUCCAACCUCAUCGCCCCGUCGGUGGUGGCGGUCAUCGGGCCCCAGCUCUCCAUGUUCUUCAGCGGGCUUUUGUACAGCCUGUACAUCGCCAUGUUCAUCUACCCGUACACCUGGAGCUUCUACACGGCGUCCGUGCUGGUUGGAAUAGCAGCAGCAGUGCUGUGGACAGCUCAGGGGAACGUCCUCACCAUCAACUCCACGGACAGCACCAUUGGAAGAAACAGUGGUAUCUUCUGGGCGCUGCUGCAGUUCAGCUUGUUCUUUGGAAACCUCUACAUCUACUGCGCCUGGCACGGACACGUCCACAUCACAGACAAGGACCGGCAGACGGUGUUCAUCUCUCUGACGGUGAUAAGCCUGGUCGGCUGCUUCCUCUUCUUCCUCCUCAGGAAGCCUGAUUCUGAAUGCUCUUCCUCUGCUGAGGCGACUGAGCCGCUGCUGCAGGAGGAACCCUGCGACAACACCGCAACCAGCUCUGGAUGCUCUCACCUCUGCUCUCAGGCGCUCGACGCGUUUGUCAAAGCGUGUAAGCUGUUCAUCACCAGAGAAAUGCUGCUGCUGGGCGUCUCCAUCGGAUACACAGGUUUGGAGCUGACCUUCUACAGCGGCGUGUACGGCACGUGCAUUGGCGCCAUGAUGAGGUUCGGCCAGGAUGCGAAGAGUUUGAUCGGGAUCUCUGGGAUCUGCAUCGGCGUGGGCGAGAUAUUAGGUGGCAGCGUGUUCGGGAUACUGAACAAACGCAUCGGCUUUGGGAGGAACCCCAUCGUUCUGCUCGGGCUCGUCACCCACAUCAUCGCCUUCUACCUGAUUUUCCUCAACAUCGCCAGCGACGCUCCGCUGGCCCCGGAAGAAGGAACAGAUCUGGAGGCCUUCAUCACCCCCAGCGUGGGCGUGGCCUUGUUCUGCAGCUUCCUGCUCGGUCUGGGUGACAGCUGCUUCAACACGCAGCUCCUCAGCAUCAUCGGCUUCAUGUUCCACGACAACAGCGCCCCCGCCUUUGCCGUCUUCAAGUUCAUCCAGUCCAUCAUGGCCGCUCUGGCCUUCUACUACAGUAACUACCUGCUGUUGCACUGGCAGCUGCUCAUCCUGGUCGUGGUGGGGUUUCUGGGCACGAUAACCUUCUUUAAGGUGGAGCACAUGGCCAGCUCCAGCAGGCGGCAGUCGGACUACGACAGUAUCUGAGCCGGGCCGGAUGACGAGGGCACAGCUGGAGUUUUUUCGCUCUCCACUGCUGGAAAGGAAAAAAACCUCGCCCAGGGACGACCGGCCCACAGACUGAUGCUAGCUGUGGUACAUUUAGAUUCUGAACCCGGGACCAAACGCUCCUCCUGAUCUCAGCAUUUACCCAAUUAAAUCAAACGGCAUGUGUGACGGUGGUGUGCACGCCUCAUAUACCUCGUUUAGUUUCAUAACCAGACUCCUCCUUCUUGUGCACUCGGUCUGUAAAUAAACUCUAUUCAAGGCAAAGAGAGUAAUAAUCCCACUGCUCGUGUUGGCGUCACGCUGUUAGGCCUCCUUCAGUGGACCAACUUCCAUCUUGACAACAAAUUCUGUCAUCUGUUAGAAACAUACAGGAGAGCUCCACAGAAACCACACCCACCUGAGGGGGAAAAUGGCGUCCAGAUCACUGAGCCAAUCACUGAGCAGUUUUAAAAGGUUAAACAUAUUUGUAGGGUUUUUUCUGGAUUUGUUGACAAGAAGAAAAAGGUUUAAGUUAAACGUCUAUACUCUAUCUGCACAAAUCCAGCUCUGGUUACAGCCAAAUGCUGAAGG